Messenger RNA from Salvia miltiorrhiza (redroot sage), 2326 nucleotides. Its product is annotated as ruBisCO large subunit-binding protein subunit beta, chloroplastic-like. The record is from RefSeq and is a predicted model, not a curated record. The transcript is spliced from 15 exons. Gene Ontology annotation, molecular function: ATP binding; ATP-dependent protein folding chaperone. Gene Ontology annotation, cellular component: cytosolic ribosome; chloroplast stroma. NCBI's taxonomy places the organism in Eukaryota, Viridiplantae, Streptophyta, Magnoliopsida, Lamiales, Lamiaceae. Gene Ontology annotation, biological process: protein refolding. Bases 365 to 2191 code for a protein of 608 amino acids.
CACACACUCACCCACUUCUACUAAAAACCUAAAUAGACCCAUCUUCGACUUGCGGCUGCUUCUGGAUAAACCCUCUUCCUCAUCCGCUGCCUCGCUUCUAAAACUUUCAUUCUUCAAUCCUCCUCCAAUUUUCCGUGAGCUGCCUCACUCAUCUCCCCUCAUUUUCGUUUUUUGUGGACUCACGGAAAUGAUUUUCUAUGUCGAAUUGUGGUCUCGCUAUGUUUAUUGCCGUUGUAUUGCGCCUCUGCUUCUUGAUUAUGAACAAGUUAUUGUGUUUUUGUAGCUCGGUCUAUUGAUUAAAGAUGCCAUUUCUGUGAAACCCCAGAAUUUCUAAUUGGGUGCGGGUCUUGGGUGUACGAAGUAAAUGACGUCAACUUUUGCUGGCCUGUCCUCAGUCGGUUCAUUGGCUGCCCCCGGCAGCAGGGUGCUUGAUGAUAAAAUCGCAGUUUCAUCGAGCAGGUUGUCGUCUCUUGCUUCUAUAUCCGCUAGUUCACUUGGGAGGAGAAAGAAUGUGGUCCUCCGCAAAACACGCCCUUCUCAGAUAACAGCAGCCGCCAAGGACUUGUACUUCAACAAGGAUGGCUCAGCCAUCAAGAGACUUCAGGUUGGUGUUAACAAACUUGCGGAUCUAGUGGGUGUCACUCUUGGACCCAAGGGAAGGAAUGUGGUUCUUGAAAGCAAGUAUGGUGCCCCCAAAAUUGUCAAUGAUGGAGUUACUGUGGCUCGAGAGGUUGAGUUGGAAGAUCCAGUUGAGAACAUAGGAGCUAAAUUGGUUAGACAAGCAGCUGCGAAGACAAAUGACCUGGCUGGGGAUGGGACAACAACAUCUGUUGUUCUUGCACAAGGGCUUAUUGCCGAAGGUGUUAAGGUAGUUGCAGCUGGAGCAAACCCUGUCCUUAUUACUAGAGGAAUUGAAAAGACUACCAAAGCAUUGGUUGCUGAACUGAAAGCGAUCUCAAAAGAGGUUGAAGAUAGUGAACUAGCAGAUGUUGCUGCUGUAAGUGCAGGAAACAACUAUGAAGUAGGGAAUAUGAUAGCUGAGGCUUUGAGCAAAGUUGGUAGGAAAGGUGUGGUUACUCUCGAAGAGGGCCGAAGUGCAGAAAACAAUCUUUAUGUUGUUGAAGGAAUGCAGUUUGACCGUGGCUAUAUCUCUCCCUACUUUGUAACCGACAGCGAGAAAAUGACUGUUGAGUAUGACAAUUGCAAGUUGUUACUUGUCGACAAGAAAAUUACAAAUGCAAGAGAUCUCAUUAAUGUCUUGGAAGAUGCCAUUAGAGGUGGUUAUCCUGUGUUGAUAAUUGCUGAAGAUAUUGAACAAGAAGCUCUAGGAACUCUCGUUGUGAACAAGCUGAGGGGGGCACUGAAAGUUGCUGCACUUAAAGCUCCUGGAUUUGGGGAGAGAAAGAGUCAGUAUCUUGAUGACAUUGCUACUUUGACAGGAGGAACUGUGAUCAGGGAGGAAGUUGGGCUAACCUUAGACAAGGCCGAUAAGGAGGUUUUGGGACAUGCUGCCAAGGUGGUGUUGACUAAGGAUUCCACUACGAUAGUUGGGGAUGGAAGUACUCAGGAUGCCAUAAACAAACGUGUCUCUCAAAUAAGAAACCUCAUUGAGGCGGCUGAUCAAGAUUAUGAGAAGGAAAAAUUAAAUGAAAGAAUUGCAAAGCUAUCUGGAGGGGUUGCUGUGAUUCAGGUUGGAGCGCAAACUGAAACAGAACUGAAGGAGAAGAAACUUCGAGUAGAAGAUGCUCUCAACGCCACUAAGGCUGCUGUUGAGGAAGGAAUUGUCGUUGGAGGUGGAUGCACGUUAUUGAGGCUUGCAUCCAAAGUCGAUGCUAUCAAGGAAACUCUUGAUAAUGUUGAGGAGAAGGUUGGAGCAGACAUAGUGAAAAGAGCUUUGAGUUAUCCGUUGAAAUUGAUAGCCAAGAAUGCUGGUGUUAAUGGAAGUGUUGUUAGUGAAAAGGUGCUGUCAAGUGAUAACCCUAAAUACGGAUACAAUGCCGCAACUGGACAGUAUGAAGAUCUCAUGGCUGCUGGAAUUAUCGAUCCAACUAAGGUGGUGAGGUGUUGCUUAGAGCACGCAUCUUCGGUGGCGAAGACAUUCUUGAUGUCCGACUGCGUGGUGGUGGAGAUCAAGGAAGCCGAGCCCGUCGUGGCAGGAAAUCCAAUGGACAACUCAGGGUAUGGUUACUAAGCGAGUCGAUGAAAAGAGGUGGUGCCGGAGCUCCGAUAUGGUGGCGGAUUAGAUUAGAUUUCGUGAGGCGUUGCAUGUAACGAAACUUGCAAUUCAAUAUUUAAAGCAGUGCAAUAAAUUUAUGUGUUUGCUAAA